Heterobilharzia americana is the source of this 2863-nucleotide messenger RNA. The record is from the annotation of a GenBank genome assembly. NCBI's taxonomy places the organism in Eukaryota, Metazoa, Platyhelminthes, Trematoda, Strigeidida, Schistosomatidae.
GCGGCACUUCGCAAUUACAUGGGAAUGCACUCGGUAAAUGCUGUAAUAUGUGGGAGGAAUCAAGUUACAGCAUCCAUUAUAAGGAUAAUCAGAAGAAUUAAGCAUCUUAAUAUAGUUGGGUACUGGUGUGAGUCUAUUACGUCUCAGCUUCAUGCAGAUGUGGCCGGCAUUAAAGUAAUCAAUAGUACUUUCGACGACCUAUUAUCUCAUAAGGACAUACAUGUAUUGUUUCUGUGUGAUACUCCAUUCAGUCAACACAGUCUUGUGUCUAGACUCUAUGAGCAAGGAAAAACUCUGUCAACUGCAAGCUGUGUGCCACUUCAAGUUACGCCGUAUGUGGUUAUCUUGCCACCUAUAUCACCUAAUUAUGAUCUUGACAUCAUGAAGAAAUUGAGCUUUCGAAUUGGGGUUGCAAUGCCUCUACGAAGACUUCCAACGUCGACUCUUCUAUUUCCUCAUCUUAGCCAAAAUCCAAAACAACUUAAGUUACUCAAUACGUUUGAUUCUCUGCAACUUCCAGCUCACUGGCGUUUGGGUAACCUAGAAAACAUUCAUAUACGAUUGUCAACAUUGAGGUUUGCUGAUGGCUGUGAGUACUCAUGGUUAUGUGAGUCAGAAAAUAUGGGUGGAGGAUUGUUAAAUAUCUUUUGUCCUAGCCUGAUUGACCUUGUAUAUACGCUAACGGGCUUACAGAUGACUUCGGUCACAUGUUUCUGUCGAACAUUUGGGGGAGAGUUGAGUGGUCGUGCACAGUCUCUACGUCGAAUUUCGGCAGAUGACUAUAUUACUGUUUUGGGAGAACUAGACACGCCGUCAGUUCCCGAAGCUCGUAGACCGGUUGUUGUUAUCGUACUUUCUUCAGAUAUCCCAUUCUCAGACGAUAGGAUCUGCAAGCGUACUGAAGUUUACUCAUGUGAAAAUCACCGUUUCAGGUUACAAAUAGAAAUUAUUGGUUCGGGUGGUAGCUAUAUGAUCGAUGAGGACAAAAGACAGAUAUCUUGGACUCCGCGGAAAUUGUGUUUACCUAAGCCUAAACUUGGUUGCGACGAAACUUCACCGACAUCGGCAAAACAUGAGUACAACAACUCCACGCAUGAUCGAUUACUUAAAGGAACUAGUUGUAUGGAUGAAUUAACUAACGGUAAGGAGCUGAAUGGGCAUUCAUUUAGCGCUUUCGGACCAAGCGCUAUGGGGCAGAUGGAGACACAAACCACUCACUUGCUGCGGACACAGACUAUCAACAAAUCAAAUGUACAAAUAAAGAAGUUAGAUGAACUGACAGAAGUUGCGCAAUUAUCACUGAGUGUAAGUCAUGGUAGUUAUCCUUGUGUUGCUGUUGGUUUAUAAUAACUACUGAUAUCCACAUAUAAAGUGGCUGUAUCAUGCACUACUUCUUUCAUGAUUUGUUGUCAGCUAAAUUUAUUUGACACUGAUGAACUGCGAACUCGAGGUUACUGAGAGAAAGUCGUGCAUGUAGAUAAGGUGUUUGACCAACGGCAUGUCGAUUAGUGAUGUAAGUAAAAACUACUUUUUCAGCUGAAGUAAAUUAGCCUCAUAAGAACACUAAGAAAUUUUGUAACAUAAUGCGAUACGGUCUGGCGACAUUAUGUUGUGUGGGAUAAAGGGGAUGGAUAAGGUUAUUCUGGGAAUUGGCUUUCGUUCACUAGUAAUUGCGUUUAACCAAGAAGUCAUUGUCGGUUGACAAGGCCAGCGAGGGGUAUACUUCAUUUGUUGAAUGACAACUCUGCCAACUAAGAAUGGCCUGCUAGAGAUUUAGGAACCUCAAUCCUACUAUGAAGAUUUCGGGGAAAUAGGGUAGAUUAACUCAUACAUCCCUCAUUGUUUUCCGUCGAACAAGCAUAUUGUGGAAAUGAUAUCCGUAUUGGCUUUGUUAAACCUAACAACUUUCUCACUUAACUCAUUGUUACUUAACGGUAUUAAUGCCAUAUCGUUGCUAGUUUCCAAUGUUUACAUGGUGCAGUAAGUUAAACUGAUAUCUGUUUCUCAAACUUCUGUCUCAGUGGUUUUUUACACUAUAAUAUUCGUUUGUUGAAUAAUGGUUCAAUAUAACCCUUAUUUAUCAUUAUGAUACAUACAAGUUCUGCUAGGUUAUUUCAACUAUCUUAAUCUAUUUGGUUGUCUCAUUCAUGAGGCAUCCACAUGUGUGGUAUGUGAAGCAUAUUUACGCUUAUCUAUUUCGGACCAAUGAACUCAUGUUCUGCGAAAUCGGUUACUUAUAUUGAAGUCAAAUCUACUAAGCUCGGUAGAUUACAUUUGCUAAGAAAGCUUGUAAUAACCUUUUUUACAGAUGGUGCUGAGAGUUAGUCCACGUCACAACGCAUCGUUUCGUUUUUAUACACUUAUAAAGACUUAGCUGAGUUGUUCAUAUAACAUUAAAUUUCAACUCGACGUUUAACCUGGAAUCAGGAGAAGGCGUGCAAUAUUGCCAACUAUCUGUGGUCGGAGAAACGUGGUCCAAUUGGUUCAGUAAUUUAACGACAGGCUUCUCGGAAUCAAAAUCCUUUGAAUCUCUACUGGCACUACCGGAUCAUUGGGGUUAUAUCCAGUCAGUGAUACAAGCGAUUUCUAAAUCUGCGAGACUAAGAUGUUGGAUCGAUGUGGAGACUGGUGAACGUAUUUAGUACUUUAACACGAACUUUAUGCAAGAAAAAGGUGAAGCGUCUGACGUCUCACGGUCCUGAUCUCGAAUAUGCUUUAUAUGAUGCUGCAUUUUAGUCAAAAACGACUAGUCCAAAUCCUGCUGAGACUACAGUACUUGAUUUAUACUCAGAAAGUUCAAGAACUAUGGUCGCGAAAACUAGUAUUGUAUAUAUACUUCCCAAAUAAAUUACGUUAAAUCAGU